Molecule: messenger RNA, 1071 nt
Organism: Penicillium oxalicum
Lineage: Eukaryota; Fungi; Ascomycota; Eurotiomycetes; Eurotiales; Aspergillaceae
Product: carbon-nitrogen hydrolase family protein
Exons: 5
Coding region: 1-1071 (356 amino acids)
Biological process (GO): cyanide catabolic process
Molecular function (GO): cyanide hydratase activity
Source: RefSeq, a predicted model, not a curated record
AUGGCUCCCGUUCUCAAGAAGUACAAGGCUGCCGCUGUGAACGCCGAGCCUGGUUGGUUCAACCUUGAGGAAUCCGUCCGCCGAACGAUUCACUGGAUUGACGAGGCCGGCAAGGCAGGAUGCAAGUUCAUCGCAUUCCCGGAGCUGUGGAUUCCCGGUUACCCUUACUGGAUGUGGAAGGUCAACUACCAAGAGAGUCUGCCACUGCUCAAGAAGUAUCGCGAGAACAGCCUUCCCUCCAACUCGGAUGAGAUGCGCCGUAUCCGUGAAGCCGCGCGAAAGAAUAAGAUCUUCGUCUCUCUCGGAUACUCCGAGGUUGAUCUGGCCAGCUUGUACACCACCCAGAUUAUGAUCAACCCGGCUGGAGAGAUUAUCAAUCACCGCCGCAAGAUCCGAGCCACCCACGUCGAGCGACUCGUCUUCGGCGACGGAACCGGCGACACUACCGAGUCGGUGAUGGAUACUGAAAUCGGUCGUAUCGGCCACUUGAACUGCUGGGAGAACAUGAACCCCUUCCUAAAGGCCUAUGCCGCCUCACUAGGAGAACAGGUCCACGUCGCUGCUUGGCCUCUGUACCCCGGCAAAGAGACGCUGAAGUAUCCUGACCCGUACACUAACGUUGCCGAAGCCAAUGCGGAUCUCGUGACCCCUGCAUAUGCCAUCGAGACGGGCACUUUCACCCUCGCCCCCUGGCAGACAAUCACGGCAGAAGGCAUCAAACUCAACACGCCUCCUGGAAAGGAACUCGAAGAUCCCAACAUCUACAACGGCCACGGUCGAAUCUUUGGACCCGACGGCCAGAACCUGGUUCCCCACCCGGACAAAGAUUUCCAGGGUCUUCUAUUUGUAGACAUCGAUCUCGAUGAGAUUCAUCUCACCAAGUCCCUAGCCGACUUUGGGGGACAUUACAUGAGACCAGACCUGAUUCGGUUGCUGGUGGACACCAACCGCAAGGAUCUGAUUGUCCAUGAAGAUCGAGUCAAUGGGGGAGUGGUGUAUCAGAGAACCGUGGACCGUGUCGGUCUCUCGACGCCCUUGGACAGUCCAGUCGGAGAGUCGACUACCGAGUAA